Molecule: messenger RNA, 1441 nt
Organism: Capsicum annuum
Lineage: Eukaryota; Viridiplantae; Streptophyta; Magnoliopsida; Solanales; Solanaceae
Product: transcription factor RHD6-like
Exons: 5
Coding region: 104-1060 (318 amino acids)
Biological process (GO): regulation of transcription by RNA polymerase II
Cellular component (GO): nucleus
Molecular function (GO): RNA polymerase II cis-regulatory region sequence-specific DNA binding; protein dimerization activity; DNA-binding transcription factor activity, RNA polymerase II-specific
Source: RefSeq, a predicted model, not a curated record
GCCACAAACAAACAAAACAAAAUUUAGAGCUAGCUACCUUCUUAUAUUCUUCUAGAUAUUUUCUUUGGUCUAUAGUCAAUACACAAUUUUCUUCAUAAAUAAUAUGUCUAUGGCACUGGCCAAAGAACAUGACAUUAUGAGUGACCCAAAAAUGGGCUUGGUUGACAAUUAUGAUCAAUAUUAUGAAGGUCAUGAAUUUGGGAUGAAUGAUGAUUCCUCCCCAGAGUUAUAUGGGAUCAAUGAAGAACCUCCAAAGUCAAUUUUUGAAGAAUGUGACCAUUCAGAAAAAACAAGUCCAAAAAUAGCCAAGAAUUUUGCUUUAAGCAGUUCCAAUUCUUCCCUUUCUAGCCCCAGUAGUUCCACUUCCAAUGGCCAUUCUGUUAUUAACUUCAAAGGUGGAUAUGGUAAUUUUAUGCAUUCAGCAAAUGGAUCUUUUUUGAGCUUUGAUCAAAGUGAAAGAUUUUGCCCAAAUCCAAGAAUGAUUAGUGGUAAUCAAGUUGAAGGUUCUGUUUGGGAAGAUAAUAAUUUGCAUUACCAUAACUCCCUUACUCCAAAGGGAAGUAGCAACACUAGUCCUCGAGUGAUUAAUGAGAAUUCCAAUAAUAAUGGUAUGCCAUUUGGAUGGCUAAAUUCUGAAACUAAUGCAAGCACCACUAAUCAUGUUGAGGAAUCAUGUUUCAAUAAGCGCCUCUCCACGGAAGAGAGCAUGCAAACUAAUAAAAAGCAAUGCACUGUGGCUUCAAAGAAGGGGAAAACAAAUAAUAAUUCAAUUGCUACAAAGGAUCCACAGAGUAUUGCAGCCAAGAAUCGUAGAGAAAGGAUCAGUGAGCGUCUUAAGAUACUACAAGAACUUGUUCCCAAUGGUUCCAAGGUUGAUUUGGUCACCAUGUUAGAGAAAGCAAUUGGUUAUGUCAAGUUUCUUCAGUUGCAAGUGAAGGUGUUGGCAACAGAUGAAUUUUGGCCGUCACAAGGUGGAAAAGCUCCCGACAUUUCACAAGUAAAAGAGGCCAUUGAUGCCAUCCUUGCCACUCAACGAGGCAGAAACUCAACCUCCAAGUGAUCGAUGAUCAUGGUAUCUAGCCAGAUUAUAUAUAUAUAUAUUUAAUUGAAGGAACAGGGUUCCAUGAUAAACAAUUAUUGUAGUAUCGCAGAGGUGGCUUCGAAAGGAAAUAAAAUUUCCCUUUGAAGGAUAAAUAUGGUGGUAAAAAUUGGAGCCAUAGUACUACUUAUCGGAGUGUUUCUUUGAUCUACCAUGUAUUAGUUGUGUGAUCAUCUUAUCUAAAAUUGAAAAAAAAAAAUAGAAAAAUGUUCCCUGUUUAGGUUGAUUUUUUUCUUUUGUCAUGCUUUCUCAGUUCAGUGUAAUAUAGGGAAUUUCUUUCUUUUUGUUUUUGUAAUAUAGGAAUCAAAUUUAUUUCUAUGAAAGAAGCUGGCUUUAUUAUCA